CUUACCUAACUAUUUUAAAUAACCCUAGCUAGUAUUCUAUGCCAUUCGAUCUUUUGUGUUGGUAAUUGAAAGGGAGUUUCACAAUUUUGAAAUUUCUAACUUUAUCUAAAUAAUCACAUAUUUUAAAAGUUAUUCAAAACAAUGGCCAAGUCCAAAAAUCAUACAAACCACAAUCAAAAUCGCAAAGCUCAUCGAAAUGGAAUUAAAAAACCAAAGAGGUUUUUACAUGAGUCUACCCUAGGGAUGGACUCCAAAUUUUUGAAGAAUCAGCGAUUCUCAAAACGGCAUAAUUUGAGCACAAAACAACAACUUAAAAGAGCUGCAGAAAGGAAAGCUGAACGUGAAGCAAAAGGCAAAAAAUAGGCUGUAUUUAUCUUAUUAAAUUUAUUUUCAGUACCA
Molecule: messenger RNA, 399 nt
Organism: Cylas formicarius (sweet potato weevil)
Lineage: Eukaryota; Metazoa; Arthropoda; Insecta; Coleoptera; Brentidae
Gene: RpL29
Product: large ribosomal subunit protein eL29
Exons: 4
Coding region: 142-363 (73 amino acids)
Biological process (GO): cytoplasmic translation
Cellular component (GO): cytosolic large ribosomal subunit; ribosome
Molecular function (GO): structural constituent of ribosome
Source: RefSeq, a predicted model, not a curated record